CAACUAUUAAACUAUUCCAAACACGACACCGUUUCCACUUCCUUCCUCCCUCGUCAAAACAAAACACAAAUCAGAAACCUGCAAAACCCUAGAAUUUACGAAAACCUAAUCCCUGAUCUCUAUAAAUGGCAAUUGCUCGAACUGGAGUAUACGUUGAUGAUUACCUUGAGUAUGCAAAUACAUUACCAGCUGAGCUUCAACGGCUUCUUAAUACUAUUAGGGAACUUGAUGACCGAUCCCAAUCAAUGAUAAAUCAAACAAGGCAACAGACAAACUACUGUCUAGGAUUGGCAUCUCAAAGCUCGAAAAAAGGGAAUGGUAGUAUUUAUAAUUGCUACAACACUAAUAAUAGGGAAGAGGAUGACACAGUCGAGAAAAUGAGGAAGGAUAUUGAGGCAAAUCAGGAUAAUGCAUUGAUUUUGUGCACGGAGAAGGUUUUGUUGGCACGGCAAGCUUAUGAGCUUAUAGACAGCCAUAUAAAACGACUUGAUGAGGAUCUGAACAACUUUGCAGAAGAUUUGAAGCAUGAGGGAAAACUAUCACCAGAUGAGCCGGCAAUUCUUCCUCCACUGCCUUUAAUAGUCCCUAAAAUUGAGAAACGCAGGAACUUUUAUGGAACACCUCAAUCAAAAAGGAUUGAUUUCAGGGAUCGGUAUUGGGACAGAGAACGUGAUAGGGAUUUUGAGCUCAUGCCUCCUCCAGGAAGCCAUAAAAAGGAUUUCACUGUUCCUGUUGAAGCUGAGCAACCCAUUGAUCCGAAUGAACCUACCUACUGUGUCUGCCAUCAGGUGUCCUUUGGAGAUAUGAUUGCUUGUGAUAACGAGAAUUGCCAAGGAGGUGAAUGGUUCCAUUAUUCAUGUGUUGGGCUGACACCAGAGACAAGAUUCAAGGGGAAGUGGUACUGUCCAACCUGCAGGAAUCUACCCCAAUUUCAAUGGUCUUGUAACAAAGUAGGAUUCUCAUGAGUUCCUCUUUCCCCCCAGCCCCAACACCAAUCCUUCCACCGUUUCCUCUUUUCUUUGCAGGAACAGAAAAGGAAACAGAUGUGUACAUAUCCACAACCAGGCCACAUGAUAAUCCAUUAUGCAUAUUUUGCUAUCAA
Molecule: messenger RNA, 1102 nt
Organism: Populus trichocarpa (black cottonwood)
Lineage: Eukaryota; Viridiplantae; Streptophyta; Magnoliopsida; Malpighiales; Salicaceae
Product: PHD finger protein ING2
Exons: 8
Coding region: 126-965 (279 amino acids)
Cellular component (GO): nucleus
Source: RefSeq, a predicted model, not a curated record